AUGGCAAGUAGUUCCUCUUUCGGUUCUCUACUGUCACUUACAGGUCGUCUAGUAUCUAAAGACUUCUUGGCUCAAACUGGCGAUCCAACAGCCACUGGAACUGGUGGUGAAUGCAUCCUAUCGUAUAUUGCUGCUAAAUCAGGAGCAUCGAAUGACACUCCUCGAUACUUUGCGCCUGAUGUUGUUCCGCGCCUGAAGCAUAAAACCAAGGGCACUGUUUCGAUGGCAGUCGCUCCGGCUGCAGACGGUCAGGUUGGGGGUUGUGGCUCCCAGUUUUUUAUCACAUUGGCCGACAAUAUCACCUAUCUGGAUGGCAAGCACGCCGUGUUCGGUCACGUCGUCGAAGGCGAAGAAGUGCUGGAUAAGAUAAAUGAUGCUUUUACGGACCAGAAUGGUCGACCGUUUCAAGACAUACGAAUUCGUCAUGUCGUGAUAUUGGACGAUCCAUACCCCGAUCCACCUGGGUUAGUGAUACCAGAUGAGCCACCGUCGCGUCCACCGGACGCCGACUCGGGUGCGAUUCGUAUCGCCGACGACGAGGAUGCGCUAGCAGAGUUGCCAGAGGAAGAGGCAGAACGACUCCGCCGAAAGCGCGCAGCCGAGGCGUCUGCACUCACUUUGGAAAUGGUGGGUGACCUCCCGUUUGCCAACGUGCGACCCCCCGAAAACGUCUUGUUCGUCUGCAAGCUGAACCCUGUGACGACCGACGAGGAUUUGGAGCUCAUCUUUUCUCAACAUGGAAAGAUCAUGAGCUGCCAGAUCAUUCGUGACAAACGCACUGGAGACUCGCUGCAAUAUGCGUUCAUUGAAUUUGACAGGAGACAAGACGCCGAACAGGCGUAUUUCAAGAUGCAGAGUGUCCUGAUAGACGAUAGGCGAAUAUGGGUAGACUUUUCGCAAUCUGUCUCGCGCCUAAAUGACGGCAAGUGGGGGAACGAUGUCAAAAUGGGUCCCCGUAAGAGGCAAGGAGGUCGUGGUUUGGGAGGCCGCGACGAUUUGGAGCACACAAGGAGGUACCGAGGCGAGGAACAGCACAGAGAUGACCAGUAUAGCAUGCUAUUUGAUGAUGAAGAUCACUACCGCUCCAGCAAACGGCAAAAGCGACCCGAGCGCGACUCUCACUAUCGCCCGCGUUCUCGCUCGCGCUCGCCCAAUCGCGACCGAUCAAGCGAAUACGGACGUCGCCAUCAUAGAGAAGACAGAGAGUCUCGACGCCGUAGUCACAGUCGCGAGAGAGACCAUAAGUCCUCCUACCACCGACGGUGA
This is a messenger RNA of Serendipita indica DSM 11827, 1266 nucleotides long. NCBI's taxonomy places the organism in Eukaryota, Fungi, Basidiomycota, Agaricomycetes, Sebacinales, Serendipitaceae. The record is from the annotation of a GenBank genome assembly.